This is a messenger RNA of Effrenium voratum, 441 nucleotides long. NCBI's taxonomy places the organism in Eukaryota, Dinophyceae, Suessiales, Symbiodiniaceae. The record is from the annotation of a GenBank genome assembly.
AUGGAUUUCCUGCGGCGUCUAAAUUGGUCCCUCGACCAAGCCGUGGACGUCUUCUUCACCGAGGGCCACAGCUGCCCUCCGGAGCACGUGGAUGCCAGGAAAGUAGAGGCCUUCUUUCUGAAGUACGCCUCUUCCGAGGAUCAGACUAUCAGACCGGAGGGCAUUGAGGAGCUGUGCAAAGACUUGAGCAUCAGCGCCCUGGACCCUGUGACGCUGGUGCUGGCCUGGCACUGCCGGGCGCACCAGAUGGGGAUCUUCACCAGAGAGGAGUUCACCACGGGCAUGCAGCGCCUCGGCGCCGACGAGCUGCCGAAGCUCAAGGCGAAGGUCGCGGACAUGCGCCAGGCAUUGCAGGACCGAGCGGCCUGUAAGGAGGUCUAUGCCUUCACCUUCCAGUUCGCCUUAGACCAAGGCGAUGCCUGCCGGUGGACAUGUGCAUAG